CAGUUAUAAAAAUUAUAUUAAAAAUAAAUUUCCCUCAUUUUUUCCUAUUCUACCAUUCUUUCCAUUUUUGUUGUCUGUUAUCUGUGAUUAGUGUGAAAGUAUUUUUCCAACUUCUAUUUUUAAUGAUAUUAAUUCUGAUUUUAUUUUUACACGCGAAGCACUUAUACAAUGGAAACAUCGAAACGAAGAGAUAGAGGUAAAAACUCCAAAUGGAACAAAACCGUCGACGCGAAUUGCUUGGAGAGCAUGCCGGAGAAAAUGCGAAUCGAAAUCGACAAAAUAUUCAAAGAAUUCCUCGACGAUCCGGACAAAAACGAGCACAUUUUCCCGGCCGAUUUGAACAACCUGCAGCGAAAGUACAUCCACAACGUGGCCCAAAAGCAGAACAUAAUAUCCCGCUCUUACGGCAAAGAACCCAACAGAAAAUUACACAUCAAAAAGAAAAGCCAACAGCUCGGGAACCAGUAUUUCGAAGUAAUCCCCUGCGAACAAGCUCAAUAUUACCUCAACGAUUUCGUCCACAUCCCAGCACCUCCGACAGUUACACACAAACCAUCCAACACUUAUAACGUUUAUAAAGCGGCCGGUAAAUUAAUCAACAGUCCUCCCGUUGUUCCUACAGCCACAACAAUCAAACCCGAAAUGGCCGAAAUAAGACAGAACUUACCUGUGUUCGAUUACAAACAGCUCAUUUUAGAAACCGUUAAUAACCACCAAAUCACUGUAAUAUCCGCAGAAACAGGUUCCGGUAAAACCACUCAAGUGCCGCAAUUCAUCCUGGAGGACUGCGCGGAAUCCCAGCGACCCUGCAAGAUCGUGUGCACGCAGCCCAGGAGGAUAUCGACGAUAGCAGCGGCUGAACGGGUGUCGUUCGAAAGGGGCGACGCCAUCGGCUCCACCGUGGGCUACCACAUAAAACUCGAACAAAACUACGGCUUCAACACCAACAUAAUCUUCUGCACCACGGGCGUGCUGCUGAGGAACCUCAUGUGCAGCGUCGACGGCCUCUCGAAGAUCACCCACAUCAUCAUCGACGAGAUCCACGAGCGCGACAAACUCGCCGAUUUCCUGCUCAUCUGCCUCAAGCAGGACCUCAACAAAUACCCCAACUUGAAAAUCAUACUGAUGUCGGCUACCAUAAGCGUCAGUAAAUUCGAGGAAUACUUUACGAACGUCCAAGUGCUAUCGCUCCCCGGUAGAUUGUACCCGAUCGAUGUGCAAUACCUAGAAGACGUGCUGGUGCUCACCAAGUACAUGUCCGCCGAAAUGCGGGCUGCUAAACAGAAAAGAAACGCCUUCGAGCAACUAGCAGCUCUAAAACCCGAUAAUCACACCGAAGAUAAUCAACCGCAGGAGCAUCAAAGCAACCCUUACAUAGACGAAGCCCUCGAGGAGUACCUACAUUUCAGCAACGACUACGAUUAUCACUUACACCACACCGAAGCUACGGCUAAUUUAGGGAUGUACUUCUUCAACGGGGGCUCCGUCGAUUACCAGCACACCAAAACCGGUCAAACGGCUUUGAUGAUCGCAUCCUUCCUCGGUGACAAAGAGUUCGUCAGCAAACUCUGCAAUAUGGGCGCGAAUUUGGAUUUGUGCUGCAAGCUGCACAAAACGGCCUUCGACUACGCCCGAGACAAUCCCGAGAUACUCAGAAUCCUCGCCUACGUGAAGAACAAGCGACAAUCCACCGACGAUUCGGAAACCAAUACGAAAGAAGGCGCGCUUUUACUAGAACUCUUCGACAAAACAACACCCGAUUACUUCAUCGACUACGAUCUGAUCGUCACUCUAGUGAGUUUCAUACACGCGAACAGCGACAGCGACGCUUCGAUACUGAUCUUCCUGCCGGGCUACGACGAGAUCAUGCUGUGCAGCGAUCGAUUGAUGAGGUCCUCGUUGGACCCGGCCAGCUUCAAAGUGUUCUACCUGCACAGCUCGAUCAACAUGAAGGAGCAGAGCAACGUGUUCAAGAAGCUGAACAACCUGCGGAAGGUUAUACUGUCGACGAACAUAGCCGAGACCAGCGUCACCAUAGCCGAUGUGGUGUUUGUGAUCGACGUGGGUAAGGUGAAAGAGAAGUGUUUCGAUUCGUACAAUAAGGUGUCUUCGCUUCAAACUAGAUGGGUAUCGCAGGCUUGUGCUAAUCAAAGGAAGGGUAGGGCAGGUCGUACAAGAGCCGGAGUGUGUUUUCGAUUGUAUUCAAAGCAACGAUUCGAGCAUAUGGAUAAGGAAAGGAUACCGGAGAUCCUAAGAGUUUCGUUAGAAGAAUUAUGUUUGCACACGAAGAUCCUGGCGCCCAAAGACAUGAACAUUCACAAUUUCCUUUCGUUGGCUCCCGAUCCGCCUUCGGCGAGUUCCAUCAAAGUGGCCAUCGAGAAUCUGCAAUUUCUGGGCGCCUUGGACGAGGAAGAGGACUUGACUAGAUUAGGGGCGUACUUGGCGCAAUUGACUAUCGAGCCGCAUUUGGGUAAAAUGCUCAUUUACGGUGUCAUUUUUAGAUGUUUGGAGCCGAUUUUGACUCUAGUAGCUUCGAUGGCGCAUAAAGAUCCGUUUCAGUUACCACCGCAGGCUAAUUUAAAAACUUGGGCCGCGGAGAAACGAAGGAGUUUGAUCGAUGGGGUUUUGAGCGAUCACGUGUUGUAUUUAGAGCUGUUUGCUAAAUGGCAGGAAUGUUCGGUGACGGGUAAAGUAUCGCAAUUUUGCAACGAAUAUUUCAUCAGCAACGCCACGAUGAACCUCAUACUGGAAACGCGCAGCCAACUCCUCGGACAAUUGAGGUCCAUCAUGUUCUUCAAUCCCAAAGUGAACUUGGAGGAUUUCAACAGAAACGCGAAUUGUUGGCCGUUCGUGAAAUUGAUCAUUUGCACGGGGUGCUACCCGAACGUGGCCUAUCCCAUUUCCCAUCAAGGGACACUAGCCACUAGGAGCGAACAGAAGGUGCACGUCCAUUCGAGCAGCAUAUGCGGCAAACGGAACAUAACCAGUUGGUUAAUUUUCGAUGAACUCGUCAAGCACGGCAACGGUUUGUUCAUAAGAGGAGUAACCGCAGUCACAACAGCCACAAUUGGCCUCGUAUGCGGCGUGCAUACGGUCACGCCCAGUCCGAACGUUUUGAACAUCGACGAUUGGAUGGAAUUCGAGUAUCCGAACCACAACCUCAUCUACCUCAGGAAAGCUUUGGAAACGUUAAUCGGAAACGUUUUGACCUGUCCUCGGUAUUCUUAUACCGAGUACGAUAAUAUAAUCAUAAAAACCGUAAGGAGUAUAUUGGAUGCCGAAGAAACCGUAGCAGAUUUGAAGCCUCCGUUACACAUCGGCAGAAAACCGAGGUUUUUCUUACCGUUACCUCAAUCUCAAAGAUAUCGCGCGGGUGGUGAUAAUUGGAGAGAAAGAAAGAACGAUUUUAAUCGACACCCUCCACAAAAUAACGCCGCGUACCAAAAUCCAGUGGGCUACAGGCCGGGUUCUAGUCCGAGGAAAAUAACCGGUGCUAUCAAACGAUCGUCCAACUCAGCGACGAGGGCGAAUUCGAUCGAAUGCGACCGGGCCGAUUCCGCGCAGAAUCGCAAAUUGUUCGCGCGCCACAACGGCGGGCCGCCGGGCCUCGGGGGCGAGUUCGAGGGCGCUUCUUCGGGCGGCAACAGGUGGCGCUUCGACGUGCCCGAGCCGCUGGUCGACGACGGGAAGAUCUUCAUAUUGAUCAAGCCGAAGCAGACGAGGAACGUGGACAUCGCCCAGCAGACGAGCAAGUGGAUAUUCGCGCCGCAAACGGAGAAGAAAAUUUUGACUUAUAGAAGCUAUAGGAAACCGGUGAUUUUAUUAUUUACCGUGCACCAAACGAACGCCUUCCAAGGCGUCGCCAGGUUUGUUAAAUUGUAUAGCGAGAAAACUGGCAAACCGACUGCUGUGAUAGAAUGGCUGUUUAAAACCGAAGUACCUUUUAUACAUUUAAGACAUUUACGAAAUCCUUAUAACGAUAAUCGGCCCAUUUUCGAAGGGGCCGACGGCCAAAUAGUGCAAGAGAAAGUGGGAGAUGAAUUUCUCAGGAUUUACACGGGAAGUUUUCAGGACGCCGGUGGCGUAAACGCGUAAUCAUAUUUUAUUUAUUUAUACUAGAAAUUCUAUCAUUUAAUAUGCCGCUUCGGCGCAAACAAGUUUUAUAAUCGAGAUGAAAAUUGGGUUUAUUUUUUACGUAAUGUAAUAGACUGACGGGUUAAAGCGCCCGACUUUUGUUUGAAUUUAUUCUACGAUUGGGAUUGAAUGUAAGGUAUAUAAAUAUUAUUACAUUUUAAGUAAACAUUAGUAGAUCCAUUUUUGGAGAAUCUGCCUGUAUACAUUAUUAAUUUUUCUAUUUAUUGUUUCGUUAAUUCGUUUUAAUGUAAUGUAAUGUGAUGAGAAUUAGUACUAUAUAAACGUUCAAAACAAAAAGAUUACAUUCAUGCUAGGAUGGUUGUAAUUUAAAUUAAUAAAACUAGCAACAAAAUGUACUAUGUUUAGUUUCAAUACGAAAGUAUUAUAAUAAUCGUUUUGUUUUGAAUGAAUGAAUGUAUUUUGUAGGAACUUUUUAAAUUUUUACGACAAUUUGAAAUAGCUAGAUGAAAUCAUUAUAUUAUACUGACUUUGAGCAGCGCUUUAAAAUUAAUUUUUUUACACGUAUAAAGAGUAUUAUAUACUCUUUAAAAUUCCUAUUUGUGAAUUAGAUAAUUUAUUUAAAUUCUAAAGUUUUUUCAACGGUGUAUAAAUGCAAUAGUAUUUGUAAAAAUCACAAAUAGUGAUUAAAUAAUUUAUUUUGUAACGCAUGAAAUUUCUUAGCGUGUUUUUUGAUGAUAAUUAGUUUAGAAAUUAUUGUAAAAGGUUUUUU
Messenger RNA from Phyllotreta striolata, 4864 nucleotides. The record is from the annotation of a GenBank genome assembly. NCBI's taxonomy places the organism in Eukaryota, Metazoa, Arthropoda, Insecta, Coleoptera, Chrysomelidae.